CUCCACUCUUUCCUUCUUUCCUAAAGAAUUACUGAGAGAGAAAAGAAGUUAAAGAAAACUAAAGAGAAAGAAAGAGAAAAAGAAAAUGGGGAGGAAAGAGGGAAGACAAAGGAAUCGAUAGUUGGCGCCCAAUGUUUCCGCCGACCAAUUUUCACGUCAUUGUCUCUUCCACUACCUCCACUCUCUCUCAAUUUUUUAUCUCUCUAGAAGCUUCCUUAUAGAAACCCUAGUCCUUUUUCCUCUGGUUUUUUCUUUUAAAUCCCCUAAUUUGUUUUUUUUUUUUUUUUUUUGGUUCGGUUUCUUCCGUUAUAUUUUUUUAACUCAUCGGAAGUUGCCAGAGUUUUUAUGUGAUCUAGGAUUUUAGUUUUUCUUCGUUUUAUUAGAUUUCUUUUGGUUUUUAUCUAUUUUUUGGGUAUUUAAUUUCUAUAAAAGAAUAUGAGGGUUGGUAGCGGCGUCGCAGAGCAAUCUGUGAUUGUUGAGAAGGUCGAGGAUACUGAUAAGGAGAAGAAGAAAAAACGACGAUCUAAUCGCCGAUCCAAACAUAACUUAGCUUGUAAUUCAGUGAAUGAAGCACGCGGAGAGUCAUCAGAUAGCUUGAAAAGUGAAGACAAACCAAAAAGUUUGACAUCAUCUGUGAGUUGUUCUUCGUCCAAACAAGAAGGAUUACAAAUGGCUUUGAAUGAACAGACUCCCGAUAGAGCAUCUGAUGUUGCUUUUAGUUCUAUGCCUGCGAUGCAUAUAAAUGAACAAGAUGGCUUUGGUUUUGAUGAUAUUGCUGUUGCUGUUGGUGGAAGAACUUUUUCGAAAUCGUGUCCUGAACCAAUUGCCUACAUGGGGUCAUCUAAAAUGUGCGUAGAUGGUUUUCUUCCUUUCCACCAGGUUGAGGGUUUUGCUCAAAGGAAACUGUUUACUCCAUACUGGCCUAUAGAGGCUGUAAAUGAGGCAUUAAAGAAAGGGGAAGCUUUCAAAGCAUUGUUUCAUGUGAAUGCUCACAAUCGACUUGAGGCAUAUUGCAAAAUUGACGGGGUACCUACAGAUAUUCUCAUCAACGGAGUAUCUUUGCAGAAUAGAGCUGUUGAGGGAGAUAUUGUGGUUAUUAAGGUUGAUCCUUUGGGAUUGUGGACCAAGAUGAAAGGGUCAAAUGGGUCCUCAAACAAUUCUGCACAGGUAGAAGAUUUUAAUUUAGUCCAAGAAGUCGAUGGACUGGCUGAUAAUAGCUACAAGGGUAAAGGUAAGGUAGAUGCAGAUUGUGAGUAUGCUGAUUGUGGAAGUGGAGUACUCCUUGGUAAAGCGUAUUAUGAUGAGAAACAAGUGACUAGCACAGCAACUUACAAUCAUGUUAAUGGGCACCACCAAUCUAGUUCAGAUUCUUUGUAUAUGGGUCUUUUGCCUGGGCAGAAUGAAGGCAUAAAUUCAGUCGAUUGGUUGACUGUCAUGACUAGUCAAUUCCCUCUGAAACGACCAACUGGGAAGGUUGUAGCAAUUGUUGAAAAGUCUCUUCGAAGAAAUGCUAUUGUUGGUUUUCUUAAUGUCAAGCAGUGGUUUUCCAAUCGAGAACUUGGUAGAAAAGAUGCAAAGAAAAGUUCAGCAAAAUUUGACCAUGAGUAUGUUACAUUGACCCCAACCGAUCCAAGAUUUCCCAAAAUGAUUGUUUUUGUGAGAGACUUACCAGACUGCAUAAAGAAAAGGUUGGAAGAUGGUGAUAUAACAAUUGAGAUGGAGUUGCUAGCUGCCCAAAUUGAAGAUUGGACUGCAGAAAGUCCUUUUCCACGAGCUCGUGUCUCUCAUUCUUUUGGACGGGGUGGUGAAUUGGAACCACAGAUCAAUGCAAUCCUCUAUCAAAAUGCAAUCCAUUCUGCUGAUUUUCCUCCUCAGGUGCUGUCUUGUCUUCCAGAUAUUCCUUGGGAAAUCCCACCAGAGGAAUAUCAAACUAGAAAAGACCUUAGAGACUUGUGUGUGUUUACUAUUGAUCCUUCCACUGCGUAUGAUCUUGAUGAUGCUUUAUCUGUUGAAAAGUUAUCCAAUGACAUUUUUAGAGUAGGUGUACACAUUGCGGAUGUGUCAUACUUUGUGUUACCAAACACAGCCGUAGAUAUAGAAGCUCAGAUUCGAUCAACCAGUGUGUACUUGUUGCAAAGGAAGAUACAGAUGUUGCCAUCUUUGCUCUCGGAAAAGCUUGGUUCACUUAAUCCUGGUGUAGACAGGCUUGCAUUUUCUAUGUUUUGGGAAUUAAACGGCACAGGGGAUGUUUUGGAUCGUUGGAUUGGCCGGACAGUGAUAAGAUCUUGUUGUAAUCUUUCAUAUAAGCAUGCUCAAGACAUCAUUCAAGGGAUAAUUGAUGUGGAGAGAUUUAAUACUUUAGAAUACCCCCAAUUGCAUGGCCAAUUCAAAUGGACUGAUGUUACUAGAUCUGUUAAAUUUCUUCAUGAAAUUUCAAAAACUUUGAAGGAGAGAAGAUUUAGUGAUGGUGCUAUACAGCUUGAAACCUCUAAAGUUGUUUUUGUAUUUGAUGAAGAUGGGGUUCCAUAUGAUAGCAGGCUAAAUGAGCGGAUGGAUUCAAAUUUUCUUGUUGAAGAGUUCAUGCUUUUGGCAAAUAUGACUGCUGCAGAAGUAAUAUCUAGAGCUUUUCCCGAUAGUGCAUUAUUGCGGAGGCAUCCUGAACCUAAUAUGAGAAAGCUCAAAGAGUUUGAAGCCUUUUGUCGAAAACAUGGUCUGGCAUUGGAUGCUUCCUCUUCCGGUCAGUUUCGUCAAUCCUUGGAGAAAAUACAGGAAAAACUAAAGGAUGAUUCUGUUCUUUUUGAUAUUCUCAUCUCUUAUGCUUCAAAACCGAUGCAAUUGGCUACUUACUUUUGCAGUGGUGAGUUAAAAGAUAAUUUGAACGAUUGGGGUCAUUAUGGGUUGGCUGUUCCUCUUUAUACACAUUUUACUUCACCCCUACGUCGGUAUCCAGACAUUGUAGUACAUCGGACAUUGACUGCUGUAAUUGAAGCGGAGGAGUUGUAUUUGAAGCAGAUAGGGUUGCUUAAAGGUGACAAGGAGGAUGAAGUGUCAAGGUGUUUCACUGGUAUUUAUUUUGAUAAGGAAGCUGCAGUGUCUCCACAAGGGAAGGAAGCAUUAGCAAUUGCUGCAUGGAAGCAUGGAAUUCCUUCCUCUGAACUUCUUGUUGAUGUUGCUGCAUAUUGCAAUGAAAGAAAGCUGGCCAGUAUUCAUGCUGAGGAUGCCUGUGAGAAACUCUAUAUGUGGGUUUUGGUGAAGAAAAAGGAGAUUUUGUUGUCGGAUGCUAGAGUCUUGGGAUUGGGACCGAGAUUUAUGUCUGUUUAUAUUCAGAAGCUGGCUAUUGAGCGACGAAUAUACUAUGACGAAGUUGAAGGGUUAAAUGUGGAAUGGCUUGAGUCUACCUCAACGUUGGUCCUUAAUUUAUCAGGGCAAAAUCGGUUGUUCAAGAGAGGUGGCCUAGGGAAUUACAUGGCUUUAGGAAAUGUUGCAUGGGUUGUAAAUCCUUAUGAUCUAAGUGUGGAAACAGGUGACCAUGAUGCAACAUGCAUGGUGAAUGGUGGGGUAACAUUCCCAGAUUUGGAGGCAAUCUCAAAAUCUUUUGUUGAUCCUGGAACAUUUCCUUUGACAGUGCGCUUGCUUUCAACAAUUCCCGUGGCACUAUAUGCAAUUGGUGGUGAUGAUGGACCCCUUGAGAUUGGGGUACGCUUAUACAUGUGUUCAUAUUUGAAGUAAUUCAUGAGAGAACUGAAUUGAAUGACCUCACGGAGACAAAAGGUAACAUAGCCUUGUAUGGAAUGAACAGGUUCUGUCAUAGAUAAGAAAUUAGUGUAUAGUUAAUAUAUAAGUUCUGAAGAGAAAAAGAAAAAAAAAUGAAAACCCGUGGUUUAGAUUUACAGGUUCUUCAUUAUCUGCUUGAUAUUUGACACUAAGGCAUGUGGUGGUGGAAGGUGUAGAUAACGGUUGGUUCUGGGGGUUCGUUUUUAGGUUUUAGUGGCUGUUUUUAGCAAAAGCUGCUCUUUGGAAUUGGCCCUUGUUUUAACCGGCGAGUUCCAUCUAAUAUCCAGUAGUAACUCUUAUUAUUCGACACUAAGCAUGCAUUUGGUGCUUUAUGCUGUCUCCGUUCGAAUUUCUUGGACUGCAGCCUGAAAGUGUUUUUCUUUUUGGAGCUUGGAUGGCUAAUUUUUGUUGUUUUUAGAUUCUUUUGUUUGAGACAUUUGCAGUGUGUUGCACUUUCUUAUUUAAUUAUGCGUUGAAUAACGUCGACUUUCUCUCCACGAGGCGAAAUAAAAAUGCUUAUCUAGUUUCUGUUAUUGCUUAUAUUCUGUGUUUCUCGCUUCAAUGCUACAGGGAUUUUCUCGUGAUAGUUAG
Durio zibethinus is the source of this 4365-nucleotide messenger RNA. Its product is annotated as DIS3-like exonuclease 2. Gene Ontology annotation, cellular component: P-body. The record is from RefSeq and is a predicted model, not a curated record. Gene Ontology annotation, molecular function: RNA binding; 3'-5'-RNA exonuclease activity. Lineage: Eukaryota; Viridiplantae; Streptophyta; Magnoliopsida; Malvales; Malvaceae. Gene Ontology annotation, biological process: mRNA catabolic process.